GAUCGGUUGGAUAGCAAAUCUCCUCGAUUCCGCUCCCGCCCAUCCCAAAUCCCUUCCUCUUCCUCCGGAUUGAAUCGGCUGCUUCUCGAUUCCUCGGUUCAUCGCCAUGCCGCCGGGCCCGAGGAAGAGAAGAGCCGCCAAGCGCAAGAAGGAAAUGGAGGAACGGAUGAAGACCCCUUCCCCUUCCGAUUCUCCCCGAGAUGCUGGGCAGAGCGAGGAUCGGGUGCCGCACGAGGGCGGAGAGGAGGCGGACAGACAGUCCCCGUCCCCGACAAUUUCCUCCGAAGAGUGGUUUGGAUCUGACGCUGCUGAUAGCGCGGCGGCGGAUAGCUCGAAGAACCCUAAAGGCGAGGACUUGGUCGAGGAGGAUGGGCGGGAGUUGGCUCCCGCAGUAAAGGAAGUAGCUUUUCGGCCGGAUGAUGAAUCAGCCGCUAAAUCGAAUGAAUUAGCUGAAUCUGAGAAGGAAAGCUCGAAACCCGCUGUGGAAUCGACCAUUUCCGUCGACAACGCCAUCGAUCUGACUGAGAGAAGCCAAGCGACGGAGUUUGCUGCUGGGGUUCUUGAAGAGACGUCGGGUGACAAUACAGAAAGAGCUGAAGGGGUCUUCAAGUUCAAUCACGACGGCGAUGGCCAUCAAGUUGCCGGAGGAGACGAGACUUCACCGGCGACCGAGGUGAAGCAGGCUGCUGCCGAGGUUCUCGACGGAGAAAAAGAAUCGCAACUCCCCGACGUCGAUGUGGCCGUCAAACACGAAGGCGAUGGCCGUCAAGCUGCUGCAGGAGACGAGGCAUUACCGGCGACGGAGCUCCCGCAUCGCUCUCCGCCGGUGGGUCGCCGCACAAAUCAAUGGUGGAAUUGCUGUGGGUUGCUGGAUUUUUUUCACGAAUCCUGAUGGAUAAUUUCAGGUACUUCAGUACCUUUCAAGAACAAUUUUGUUGCUAAUUUCAAUGUGACGCAGCUGCAGUCAUGUUUAUUUUUGGAAAAUAAAACAGUGGAAUAUGUUGAAUUUCAGACGCCAAGUAAACUGAGUGAUGAUUUUGGUUGCUUGUUUAUAAAAGCAGGUAAAUAGCAUGCACAAUUUCGUAGCUCAAGUGUGUCAACUCUUUUUUCUUAAAAACAAAAAUAAAUGUCCUGUUGCUUUAGUGUUAUUCGUCAAUCUGUAGCAAGAUACAGUCUUUGUUAUUA
Messenger RNA from Zingiber officinale, 1185 nucleotides. RefSeq lists its product as uncharacterized. Lineage: Eukaryota; Viridiplantae; Streptophyta; Magnoliopsida; Zingiberales; Zingiberaceae. The record is from RefSeq and is a predicted model, not a curated record. The coding region runs from base 107 to 892 and encodes 261 amino acids. The transcript is spliced from 3 exons.